Messenger RNA from Symbiodinium pilosum, 1305 nucleotides. The record is from the annotation of a GenBank genome assembly. Lineage: Eukaryota; Dinophyceae; Suessiales; Symbiodiniaceae.
AUGGCAGCCACCGCGCGGAUUGAAGAAGACCUCUCGCAGAAUCGUUUCUUGCAGGUGCUUCGUGCCAGCUUUGAAGGCAUGUAUCGGCAGGCUGCCAAGGGAGGAGAGAAGACUGUGGUUCUGGUGCCUUGUGCAGAUUGUCUUGAGGCUGAGCACUUUGGCCAAAACUUUGCGGAAACGCAUCUGCUGCAAGCAACGUGUGUUCCGGGCUGCUACACGAACCUUCUGGGGCAAGGUGUUGAGAUCAAGGACAGCAGCGUUUCGACUCGCCUGGGCUUCUCCGAACAGCGCGUUUGCGAGGUCCUCCAGAGCGAGUCGAUGUACGACGUGGGCAACACUUUCCGCGUCCUGGUUAUUGACAAGCCGCUGAUUGGCAGGCAUAAGCCGCUACCUGGAGCAGCGGACCGUGCCAAGGCAUCGGCUGAGACCUCUGAGAUGUCUGUGGACGACUUGCUGCUGCAGGCUCCGAUGAUCCAGGGCGACUUCUUUGAUGAAGUGGACCGGUUUCGGAAGACCUUUGUGCAGGUGGCAGGCUGUGAGAAUCGCACUGCUGAGAGGAUUCGUGAGAUUGUGACUGGGGCGGUGCAACGUCUCAGCCGGCAUCACAAGCUCACCUCAUCCUCGCAGCUGCGGCAGUUGGAGUUCACGGUGAGCCGCCAGGCGUACACUGCGCUGCACUCCUUCAUCUUCCCCCACCUCCAACAGAUCCUGGCUACCCACGAGGAGCGCCUUCAGAAGGCGAUCCGGUCCUACAGCUCCGUGGAGGAUGUGGUGGAAGCCAUCCCCCAGGGCAGCCAGGGUCUGGCCUUGGUGGACAUCUCGGACGCAGCCCGAGAGCUCGAGUUGAUGGAUGGGAAGAUCGCCCCCCACGAGAAGAUCGAGUGCAUCGAUCAGGCGCAUAGCUCCCUCCAGCGAUGCAUCGCGGAGUGUCUCAAAGAGUCGCCGAGGCAAAAAUCUUCCCCGAUCGAGAUCACGGGUGACGACGUGCUGUCGCUGUUCAUCCUCGUGGUGUUCCGGAGUCAGGUGAAGUCCUUCCUGGCACAUAUCGCCCACGUGGAGAUGUACUUGCAGGGCUCCUCGAGCCGUUCCGGGAGCAGCGAGGCGGCCCGUUUCGAGGAGGCUGGCUAUGCCGUCUCCGCCCUGCAGGCUGGCCUUCAGUUCUUCCUCGAGGAAGGGCGAGCGGCGGCCGCCUCGAAACCCACGGUCUUCACGCAGUAUCUGCCUCCGGGCGCCCAAGAGACCUCUGAGACUGGGCACCUGCAGGGUCUGGUCCGCCAAGUGAGGGCACAGGCGGCUGUCCGCUGA